Messenger RNA from Lates calcarifer (barramundi perch), 1927 nucleotides. RefSeq names its product cleavage stimulation factor, 3' pre-RNA, subunit 2 (gene cstf2). Gene Ontology annotation, molecular function: mRNA binding. The record is from RefSeq and is a predicted model, not a curated record. Gene Ontology annotation, biological process: mRNA 3'-end processing. Lineage: Eukaryota; Metazoa; Chordata; Actinopteri; Centropomidae. Gene Ontology annotation, cellular component: mRNA cleavage and polyadenylation specificity factor complex.
AAACGGAUAUUGUCUGACGGUAAUUUCCUUGUGUCCCGUUCAAUUCUGUCCCCAAAAUGGCGAACGUAGCUGCUGCCGCUGCUGCCGCGGCUGCUGCAGCCGCCGCUGCCGCCGCGAGCAGGGAUCCAGCCGUUGACCGUUCGUUACGAUCUGUGUUUGUGGGGAACAUUCCGUAUGAAGCCACAGAAGAACAAUUGAAAGACAUCUUUUCUGAAGUCGGACUUGUUGUCAGCUUCAGGUUAGUAUAUGACAGGGAGACAGGAAAGCCAAAGGGAUAUGGCUUCUGUGAAUAUCAAGACCAGGAGACGGCUCUCAGCGCCAUGCGGAACCUGAACGGGAGAGAGUUCAGCGGUCGGGCUCUGCGUGUUGAUAAUGCAGCCAGUGAGAAAAACAAGGAAGAGCUCAAAAGUUUGGGAACAGGAGCACCGAUCAUUGAGUCUCCUUAUGGAGAUAGUGUCCAGCCAGAGGAGGCCCCAGAGUCCAUCAGCAGAGCUGUGGCCAGUCUGCCACCAGAGCAGAUGUUUGAGCUUAUGAAACAGAUGAAGCUGUGUGUGCAGAACAGCCCGCAGGAGGCGAGGAACAUGCUGCUGCAGAACCCUCAGCUGGCUUACGCUUUGUUGCAAGCCCAAGUGGUCAUGCGGAUUGUUGACCCUGAGAUAGCCUUGAAAAUGCUCCACCGUCAGACUUCAGUCCAGCCUCUGAUUCCCAGCGGACAGGGUGGAGGAGCACCACCAGUCAACCUACCUCCUGCACAACCCAGCGCGCCAGUGUCUCAGCCGCAGCCUGUGCCUGGAAUGCAUGUCAAUGGAGCCCCUCAAAUGAUGCAGCCCCCCAGCAUGGGUGUUGUCCCUGGACCAAUGUCUGUACCAGGACCAGGACCAACUCAGGGACAAGUUGGACCUCCAGGAAACCUUCAGCAUUCUCCCACAGGAUCGUCUGGGCAAGCUGCUAUCGAGCGUCCUCAAGGACCAGGUGGUAUCCCCCCCAGAGGCCUGCUGGGAGAUGGUCCUAAUGAUCCUAGAGGAGGGACUCUGUUGUCUGUCACUGGAGAGGUCAUUGACCCCAACCGGGGCUACAUGGCAGCUCCACCACCCCACCAAGCCCCGCCUGUACACAUGACCCAAAUGGCAAGUGGACCCCCUCCGGACAUGAGAGGACCUCCAAUGGACAUGAGAGGCCCACCUAUGGGUGAACCACGAAACAUGAUGGGUGACCCCAGAGGGCCCCCGAUGAUGGAGCCGCGGGGACCGCCGAUGGAGACCAGAGGUCGUGACCCGAGGGCGAUGGACGCUCGUGGUCCAGUGACGACACAGAGGGUUCCCAUGGCAGGAGCAAUGCAAGGCCCCGUUCCGCACAGCAUGGGACCAAACGCUCCUCCACCCGCAAGACCGGGUCCUGGUAUUUCUGGUGUUCCCCCAUCAGGAGGCGGCUUCAGUCCAGGGCAGAGUCAGGUCUCUACACAGGACCAGGAGAAGGCUGCGCUCAUCAUGCAAGUCCUGCAGCUGACCCCAGAACAGAUCGCCAUGUUGCCCCCGGAGCAGCGGCAGAGCAUCCUCAUCCUCAAAGAGCAGAUCCAGAAGACUGCAGGAGGAGCACCGUGACGGCCUGACUCGGAAAAAUCUAGAAAGGACUCCACCCUGACCCCGUCACCUUCAGCUUCAACAUGCCUCGUCUUAGUUUGGAACAUUGUAUAGUUUUUUGAGUUUUUUUUUUAAAUCAUAUUGUCUGUUUCCUGUGUGGAAGAGUAAAGUUUGUGCUUAUUGAUGCAAAAAUAAGCAAAACUUGGAUGAUGAUGGUAGUGAAUGUCUAACAGAGCAGAAAUGUCAGGAGGUUUCAUUCUUUUCCUGUAACGCAGACUGUUUUGAAGUUAUUGCUCUGGAAACUUUGUUUGGAUGUUGGUCAAUAAAAAAAAACAAAAAAAAAAACA